Physella acuta is the source of this 966-nucleotide messenger RNA. RefSeq names its product fibrinogen-like protein A. The record is from RefSeq and is a predicted model, not a curated record. NCBI's taxonomy places the organism in Eukaryota, Metazoa, Mollusca, Gastropoda, Physidae.
AUGAUACAAGUCAGUGGUUCUGUCAUGAUUAAAGAAACUGACUAUAAGAAGUUCAACACCACUGACGUCACCAUGCUGCCCAUUGAUGUAGAGUUUGACCAGGUCAGUCUUUUGUCCUGCGCCUCACGUUGUUCAAGUUCCAACAAAACGUGCUACAGCUACAUCUACAACAAAACCACUAGACAUUGUAGCCUGGGUUUCCGGUUACUUCCCCUAACAGCUACAGACCCUCCAGCUCUAGGAGAGGUGUACUCGGCUAACAAGGUGUGUAACACAACUAAAAACACCACGGUCACGUGGGAUGGCCCAGACCCCACCUCAUCUCCAGAAUAUACAUCUAUUUAUCACAAUCAGCUUAGGUUUUAUAUCGUUCUAGAAACGUGUGGUGACCUUGACAGCAGUGACCCAAGACCUAUCGUGACCCUUAAAUCUGGACUUCAGGUCAUGUGUGACACAGUGACAGACGGUGGAGGAUGGACCAUUUUCCAAAGACGUGUUUCCGGAACCGUAGACUUUUACCGGAACUGGACGGAAUACAAAAACGGGUUUGGUGAUUUUACUUCAGGCGAUCUGUACCUCGGCAACGAGAACAUUCAUUUGUUUACCUCACAAGGCUCCUACGAGCUUCGAAUCGAUCUAAUGAGUAAUGGAACCAGUUACUUCGCCAAGUACUCAAGCUUCAGUAUCUCCAGCGAGGGAGACGGUUACAUGCUGGACAUAUCCGGGUUUUCUGGAACGGUAAACGACUACCUAGAUCAACACAACAACCGGCCGUUUUCCACCUACGAUAACGGCACCGACGAAAACUGUGCUGUGACGUGUCAGGGAGCCUGGUGGUACAACAACUGCUGUGCAACCAACCUGAACGGUCAGUGGACCGAGACCAGCUCAUCUAUUUACUGGGGUGGGUUGUCCAUUUACCUCGAUCAUCGUUCUUACACCGAGAUGAAAUUUAAACACACUUAG